This is a messenger RNA of Pelmatolapia mariae (spotted tilapia), 1158 nucleotides long. RefSeq lists its product as uncharacterized. The transcript has 11 exons. The record is from RefSeq and is a predicted model, not a curated record. Bases 1 to 1131 code for a protein of 376 amino acids. Gene Ontology annotation, molecular function: GTPase activator activity; phosphatidylinositol bisphosphate binding; phosphatidylinositol-3,4,5-trisphosphate binding. Gene Ontology annotation, biological process: positive regulation of GTPase activity. Gene Ontology annotation, cellular component: cytoplasm; plasma membrane; intracellular membrane-bounded organelle. Lineage: Eukaryota; Metazoa; Chordata; Actinopteri; Cichliformes; Cichlidae.
AUGUCCGCAAAUGAAAGAUCGACCCGAGCUUUCAGAGAGAUCCUGCAGAAGCCUGGAAAUGACGCCUGCGCAGACUGUGGCGCACCAGACCCUAAUUGGGGCUCCUGUACCCUGGGAGUGUUCAUCUGCCUGGCCUGCUCUGGAAUUCACCGCAACAUUCCUGACAUCAGCAAGGUCAAGUCGCUGACCCUAUCCCGCUGGGAGGACCAUGAGUUGGAGUUCAUGGCUCAGAAUGGCAAUGAGAUCAUGAAGAGCAAAUAUGAGGCCGCUGUUCCGGUCUAUUACUACAAACCAACCCACAAGGACUGCCAGGUGUUGAGGGAGCAGUGGAUACGAGCAAAGUACCAAAGGAGGGAGUUCUCUGAGCCUGGAAACUUCACUUAUGAAGAAGGAAUAAGAGACGGCAUGUUGAUGAAAAGAGGGCGGGACAACGGGCAGUUCCUCAGCAGACGAUUUGUCCUUUCAGAGAGGGAGGGGACUCUGAAGUAUUUUACCAAAUAUGAUGCUAAGGAGCCCAAAGCAGUGGUAAAGGUGGACAGCAUCAAUGCAACCUUCCAGCCAGAGAAGAUAGGAAAUCCCAACGGCCUGCAGAUUACUUACCUCAAAGACUACAGCACCCGAAAUAUGUUUGUCUACCAUGACAAUGGCAAGGAGAUUGUAGACUGGUUUAAUUCAAUUCGUGCUGUUCAGCUUCACUAUCUAAAGGUGGCCUUUCCCGGGGCAACCGAUGCUGAGCUGGUACCCAGACUUACCCGAAACUUUAUCAAGGAAGGAUAUAUGGAAAAGACAGGUCCCAGGCAAACAGAAGGUUUCAAGAAACGCUGGUUUACACUGGACCAAAGGCGGCUCAUGUACUUCAAAGAUCCACUGGAUGCCUUUGCCAAAGGUGAAGUUUUCCUUGGGAACAAGAACUAUAGUUACAGUGCCUCCUCUGGCUUGCCUGCUGGCACCCACUGCAAUGGUGCCUUUGAAUAUGGUAUCACCAUACAAACACCUGACCGCUGCUUCCUGUUUACUUGCGAGACAGAGAGUGACCAGCAGGACUGGCUGAAGCACUUCAAUGAUAUCAUGAGUGCUCAGAUGUCCCCACAGGAAUAUACAAUGGAGGCCACAUUCAGGCAUAAGCACUGAUGGAUCAGAAGCCUGAAGAACCACCUC